AUGAUACUUUACAAGAACCAGGUAUUUGAACCUCCAGUACCGCAGACCUUACCUCCAAAUUUGAAUGUUCCUGUAUGGACAAUUCCACAGACAGGCGAAUGGUUCAUGUCAUUUGCAGAAUAUUUGAAGAGAAUGUCGUUCUAUCAGGAACGAAGUUUCUCAUGUGAGUUUAGUAAUUCCAAGCAUUAUACAUAUUUUACAGCAUUAGCUAUUGAAAGUGAAGAAAGAAAUUGUUUCGAAAAAGCGUUACCAUUGACUUUAAGAAUUGCUAUAGCCAAGAAAUUAUUGUCUCAAAAUGUCUCGACUUUAGAUUCAUUUAUUAAGGAUACACUGAAAGAAACCAAGAAAGAGUUUUACCUUGGUGAAAAGGUGAAAGUGAUAUCACGUAAAGCGGAGGUUUCCAAGAUAAACCCUGAAAACACUUAUAAGAUUAUAGGAAAGAUGAAAUUUGAUGAAAUUAUAGAUCCUGAGACGAGGGAGAUAAUCAUCCCAAAUUACUUCAAAUAUAGGAUUGUUGAUGACAAACCUUCCUUCUUGAAAGAGACCCUAAUUGUAGAUCACACACAAAUUGAAAGAGAUGGCAUCGAUCUGUCAUUUUCUAUUCUGAAGCGUUUUAUUUCAAUGAUUUUGAACAACGGACAAGCAUUACAGAACCAAGUAUGCUCAAUUAAGUCAAAAUACAUUCUGGAAUAUGGUCUCAACAAAAGGAACUAUGGCGUCAUGGAAGAAGACAGUGCCAAUCGGAGUUCCUCUGAUUUUAUGCAAGAAAUUGUAAAUAGGAAAAUAGAAUCGACAGGCAUAGAUGGACCAAAUUCUAUACUCAAGAAUGACGCGCCUCAUAAUGAUUAUCCAAUUCUGAACGAGGCGACAAGUACCUCUUCAAAUGCGACCAAUAUCGAGUCUAUACGGACACGUAUACGGGACUUGAUUGAAACGGGUCAGAAUGAAGCUCAAAAUAACAGAGGUGCGUCUUGUUUUGUGAAUCAAAUGGAUGAUUUACACAUACCCUUCACAGUUUCUUCGCAUGUUGUCAGUCAGCUCCAUCGCUUGGAUUCAAAUCUCGACCUUGUGCCGAUAAAGUCCAAUGACAAAUUCCGUCCAUCAAAGACAACAGGAAGGUUGUUAGAAAUCCAUCAGUUCAUAUUCACAUUCCAUUCAGUGUUGAAAGUAUCACAGUUUAGUUUCGAGCAGUUAAUCGCAUCACUCAAAUGUACUGAUCCUCAACAAUUGGCUGGUGAAGCUGUAAAAGUUUACCCUGCAGAACAGCUUUCUUCAAAGGGUGACGGUAACGAAAAAUUAAGUACUUGGGAAGGAAAUUACACUAUUCGUUCCCUUAUCGAAUCUAAAGCACAGAACGAUUUAGCAUUAAAAUAUAAGAUAAUAUUCAAAUCAUUUUCAAAAAAUGACAUAAUAGAAGAAAUGGAAAGUAGUGGGGCACAUUUAGUGUUUGAUAUAUUUAAAUCACUAUUGUCAAUGCUAGUCGAUAAAGAAGGGUACUGGGGAUGUCCUGAAAUAGAGAAAUGGACUGAAGAUCGUGGUAAGAAUGAAUCAAGUGAAAUAGUAGAAAAACUAAGCAGCAUUCCCAACUUUCAGAAAGAUAAUUGGGUUGAAAGACUAUUUGAACGACACUUUCAAAAUGGAUAUUGGGUUGUUAUAUUAGUCGGCUUAAUGAAGGAUAUCGUCCACGUUAAUAAAUAUAAAACAAUAAUACAAAGUUUUAUCCAAAACACUACAAAUUGGGAAAUUAUUCCCAUUAGUUUAGGUCCUUACACCUAUAGAAGUUUUUGUUCAAAUUUGACUCUGGAACAGAAGGUAGAUAUAUUAUGGGUCUUGGUGGAUAUAGUAUCAACAUAUUCGACUGAUGUACGUGCUGCUAUUGAUGUAUCAGAAAGUAUUUUUAGAGGUUUGGAAUCAGAAAGUAUGAAAGUUACAAAAAGUAUCACAUUAGGCACCUCUGCUGCAAAUGAAUUAGAAACUUCUCUUAAACACUUUCGAGAAACUCAAAACUACGAUAUUAAAGUAGCAGAUACGUAUAAAGCUCAUCUCAUUGAAAUUGUGGGGAAACUUGAGAAAUUAGAAAGGUAUCGUGAUUUUCUUGGGAGCAAGCUGUCAAAUCAAAGUUCAGCGAGGGCGUUACCUGUAGGGUUUGACAAGUAUGGUAACUCAUGCUAUUUUUUCACAUCUGAAAUCAAUCGAGUUCUUUCUUUGUCCACUUUGCCGGUUAAAAUGGAAAGGCCUUAUCAUCACGGUGGUUUAUGGCUACGAGGUCCAAGGGAGGAUGAUGCUCUCCUUCGCCUAGGAAUAUCAAAAAGUCAACUCUCUUCUUGGAAAGAAAUUGCACUUAAAGAAGGUAAAAUUGCAGCAACCAAGCAAGUAUUCAAGGUUUUCCAAAAAAAUAAUCGCUUUUAUAAAAUAGAAGGAGACAAGGAAGUUGAAUUAAUGAAUGAAAAUGGUGUCGUAAAUGGGAGCUUGACCUCCAUCCAAAUGAAAAUAAUAGAGGAAACUCCACAGAAUUUGUUGCUGUCCGAUGAGGAGUGGCUUUUCUUUAAUAAGUAUGAUGCUGUUCAAAAUUUUCUUAUGUCUUUAGAGAAAGGUGGCCACAGAGAAUAUAUAUUAAUCUCUAAUCUAAUGCUGUUUAUGCCAAGAAUCAAACGGUCUUUUACCGUGAAAGAGCCUCUCUAUGGCACCGAUUACUUAGAUAGUACAGAAAUCAUGUAUUGGAAGGACCUUGAUGACCUCGGCCAUACUAAUGACAAAGAUGCGUGUGUCAACGGUCUGUCAUGUGAAUUUCAGAAAAGUAAGGACCAGUCCCAAAACUUAGAGAUUGCUGCUAGUAGACUAACCAACCUCUAUGAUUCUACCUCUUCCAAAAAGCUGCUAGCCACAAUCAAAAAAAUCAGCGAGGCCACGAGUCAGCCAUACAAAGACAGUCUUGUUUCUCCGUCAGACAUGUCCGUACUUGUGGAUACUCGUGGUGAAGAUGCCAGCGCUAGUAGCACGUUUGAAAAGAACCUGGGAGCGCAAGCAAAUAUACUAACCGCACUUUUAAAUCACAGACCCCUCAAGAAUAGGAAUUUUGUCAGAGCCUGGAGGAACCGCUAUCCUUCUAUGUCAGACGAUCCUUCAACUGAUGAGAUUGAUGUGAAUAUCGAAUUAGAAAAGGUUUUACAAGGUAUCAGGAGCGAAUUCACAGGCGCUGCUUCUACUGUUUCUGUCCUAGAAGUGCAACCAACUUCUAGUCAGAGCCUAUCUGGUGCAUCCUCGUAA
Messenger RNA from Kazachstania africana CBS 2517, 3267 nucleotides. RefSeq lists its product as uncharacterized. Bases 1 to 3267 code for a protein of 1088 amino acids. The record is from RefSeq and is a predicted model, not a curated record. NCBI's taxonomy places the organism in Eukaryota, Fungi, Ascomycota, Saccharomycetes, Saccharomycetales, Saccharomycetaceae. The transcript has a single exon.